CAACCCCCAACCCCACCUAUUAUUAUGAUCGCUUCCCCCCUCCCGCCCUAACACCCACCCCCACCCCACCCACUAGGUUGGUCGCUGCAGCAGGAGCGAAGCCUGCGCGCGCUGAGAAGCUGAACCCGGACAGGCGAGCGGGCAGGUGGUGGCGCGAGCUUCCCGGGUCUCCGCCCGCCCGCGCCUGCUGCCUGCUGCCUGGCUCGCUUUGCUGCCUGCCAGCCUCUGCCCGCCCGCCCGCCCGCUCGCCCCCCAGGCAGGCGCCGCCGCCGCCGCUUUCCCUUUCUGUUCUCUUCUCCGCUUGGAAGCGAAAGGAGGGCGCGCGAGCGAGGAGAGGGAUCCGCAGAGAGGGCGCCUGGAGAGGAAUCAUGGAAGGAGCCUCCUUUGGAGCCGGCAGGGCAGGCGCGGCGGUGGAUCCCUUGGAGUUCCUCCGGCGGCCUCAGACGAUCCUGAGGAUCAUUUCGGGGGUAAGCCUCGCACCCCAAGCCACCCCCUCCCUUCGCCACUAGACCCACGCCUCGCGUGGCCUUUCAGAGCCCUCCAAAGGUCAACAAGCCUUGGCGUCGUCUGCUGCGCCCCUCCACCAUAUUAGGGGGGGGGGCGUUAUUCCAAUUUAUUAUUUUUAUGUUGCAGACAUUGUGCAUGCAGGAGAAGCAACGCUCAGGUGCGGUGGGCGGAAUGACCUUUUUAUUUUUGGCGUGUCGGUUUGAAGAAAAGAAAGAUGACUCUGCAUCGUCUGGCGUGUUUGUGGGUUAAUGGUGGUGUGGUAUGGCAGCUUCUCGGUUUAUUUCUGGAGUGCCUAAAGAAUCCCCACCUCUUUAAAUGUCAUUAAUUCACCCCCCCCACACACACACACAAAAGGGGAGGGGGGAAUGCAUGUGUGCCUUGAAGGAAAAGUCUGCUCCCCCACCUAAUUUUCUCCUACCCGCCCCCCUCGCUCUGGUCAGGUUGUCUCUUUACAGCCCCUCUAGGAGAUAUAGAUCUACCCCCUCCCCAUGCUGCCAAUCUGCUCUUUUGCUACCUGGCUUUGCAACAGAAGGUGUGGAAAGACUUCUCUCUCUGCUCUUUUCUGGAUCUGAAGCCCACAGCCGAAGGUGUGUGUGUUUGGGACUGAAAAACCGUUCUGCCAGGAGACAUUUUUUCUCUCUCCCCCCCCCCCCCGCCACCUGCCUUGGUGGAAAAAAAGCAAGCAUGGCUGAAUCCACCUGCAAGGCCUUCCCUUGUUGGAGGGAUGAGUGUGGAAUGAUGUCACGCUUCCUUCUGCUGUGUUUGUCUUUCUUUUUCUCUCUCUUCCUGCCUUCUUGGAAGCGAGAGAUGAUGGCAGCAGCACCACCACGGCUGCCCACUUUGAUGGCUGCUGGGUGACCGUUCUGGCUGCUCUCCUGGAAGGCGACAGCAAGAUGGGCUCGGUUCAAAGGAGGGGCAGAAUCAUCUCUUGCUCACAGCCCCUUUUUGCUGUGGCUGAGCCUUGUGGCUUGGUGGUGUGGAAGGCAACAACACUCUCAUUUUUUCAUGUAUGUGUGUAUACAAUGGGUGUGUUGUUAUUUUGUUGGUAUUAUAAUAUCAGGGGCUUGUUGGGCUUUUGGAGGGUUCUCGGUGCCACCUCGACUAUGCUGCUCACAAAUGAUUAAAUGUAAGAUAGGAAACCACCCUACAUUAAGGUUAACUCUUUGCGCUCUUUUUGCUCAGUAUUGUCUACACUAACCAGCAGAAGCUCUCGGGGGGGUUCAGACUAGAGAGCCACCAUGGCAUAGUGGUUAGAGUGUUGGACUAGGACUUGGGAGACCUGGGCUUGGAUCCCCACUCUGCCAUGAAGCUCACUUGGUGAUUUGGGGGCAGUUUCUGACUCUCAGCUUAGCCUCCUUUGCAGGGUGGUUGUGAGGAUUAGAUGAGGAGGGAUAAGCAUUUACACCACCCGGAGCUCUUUGGAGAAAAAGCUGAAUAUAGAAAAAAAUAAAAAUUACCAAGGGAUGCUGGAGAUUGAAUUUUCUGCAUGCAAAGCAAGUGCUCUACCACUGAUGUUUCUGUAUGCAACUACUGAUCAGUAGUCCUUUCCCCCAAAAGUAAAGUUUUCAGUCCUCUUGGUCUGAAUAAAGGGCUGAUUUGAAUAACAACCCAGGAAGCAUUGCCUAGAUUGACCAUCAGCUUCUGUCCAGGAUUUCCGACAUGGUGUCUAUCAAAGCUAUACCUGGAGAUGCCACUGGGGAUUGAACCAGGGACCUUCUGCAUGCAAAGCAGAUGCUCAGCCACUCAGCUACAGCCAGGACCAGCCCGCUUGUGUGUGGUGGACUGAGGCAGCUGCCUAAGGCAGGGGAAUCCCAUGGCCCACCCCUGCCGCUGCUACCAGAGUUUUGCGAGAUCUCACUGGAAGCAGCCACGUGACCCCAGAAAGCUAGGCCUUGAUGGACAGGCAGCAGCAGGGGCAGCCCCUUUCAAAGGAAUAUGGAGGUGAUCAGGCCUCUGUGUAAUUAGUUUUGGGAUUGCUCAAGGGGGCUGUCCCCCCUCUGCCCCCAAUGCGGAGGAGUAGAACAGACUGACUGUGGCUAGAAGAGUUUAUGAUAUUCACAACUUUGUAGGUGGCUAUUGAGUACCUUCCGUAUGGGGUGUUUCACUCUCCAGCCUAUUGAAUUAUGAUUCUCCCGAUUUAGGACCAAUCAGUACUAUAGAAUUAGAUUUAUUUAUCAUUUAUAUAGAUGGGAUUUUUGUUUAGAUUCUGCUCUCCUGGUGCACAACACCCCACUCAGGGCAGUUAACAACAAUCCAACCCUAAAAUGCAAUGGAAUUCCAAAUCAAGCAACAGCAAUUUAAUAAAAUCAGAGACAAACACAACAGAUAAAAUAAAAAACCAAUAGAGCAAACAUCCACCUAAACAAGGAGGUUUCUGGCAUCUGGCAGCCUUUGCCAAGCUGGCACUCUCCAGACAUUUUGGACUACAACCCCCAUCAUCCCCAGCCGGCACGGCCUUAUGGUACUGGGACUGAUGGCAGCCAAAGGCCCAAACAUCUGGAAGGCACCAGAUUGGCAAACACUGAUCUGGAGGAAGCCUUUGCCCAUGUAAGACAAUAAUAAACAUUGAAACUACCAUAUGAGCAUCCCCAGAAUGCCUUCCCUAGGUAUCUACAUUAGCCUGAUUUCCAGCCAGGUAGCCAAAUUAGUCCGUAGCAGCAAAAAAUAAGCUUGUGGCACCUUAAAGACUAAAAAUGGUUUAUUACGGUCUGAGCUUUUGUGGCAUCACCUUCAUCAGAUGCACAAAGUGUUGGCAGGUAUAUAUAGCUACCUCUCUACAUUGUUACACGGGGAAAAACAUGAAUCACCUCCUUGACUUCAGUCUCUUUCAGGAAAUCCUUGACACACAUCAGUGCAUGGAAAUGUUCAUAAUAUCACUUAACACAGAUUCAUAAUCCUUUCAGAAACCCUUCUGAAAACUGGUGCCCUCCAGAUAGGAACACAGGAAGCUGCUUUGAUACCAAGUCAGACCAUUGGUCCGUCUAGUGUAUUGUCUACACUGACUGACAGCAGCUCAGCAUGAUGGCCUCUUGGCCCUACCUGGAGAUGCCAGAGAUGGAAGCUGGGAUGUUCUACAUGCAAAGCAGAUGUGCUGAUGGGAGUUGUAGCCUCAAAUGGCCAUGCUGAAUGGAGCUGGUGGGAAUUGCAGUCCAAAACAUCUGGUUGGGGGGGCACGAGGCUGACAAAGAUUGCUCCAAGACAUUAAUUCACUUAUUUAUGCAGAUAUAGUGUGUGGAAGUGACAGCUGAAGGAGGCUCCUGUUCCCCUGCGGCAGCUACAAUUCCCAAAGUGGUUUAACAAUCGAUCUCCCUUCCCAAAUCUGGGAACUGGAGCUCUGUGAAGGGAAUAUAGAGGUCCCCUAACAACUCUUAGCAAACUACAGCUCCCAGAAUUCUUUGUAGGAAGCCAUGACUGUUCAAAGUUACAGUACAGUGCUUUAUAUGUAUAGUGCCAAUGUGGCCGAUGUCCUCGAAGAGGGGUUGCUAACCUGUGGGCCUCCAUAUGUUGGCUGGACUACAACUCCCAUCAUCUCUGAUCGCUGGCAAUGUGGGCUGCUGGGAAUUGCAGUCCCAACAUUGUCCAGAGGGCAACAGGUUAAGCCACCCCAGGGUGUCCCAGAAGGACUUUGCUGUAAUUUUGUGUCAGGGUUGCAGUGAAAUCAUCCCAGGGUGCUUUUCACCCUGUUUUUGGAUAGGAGGUUGAGAUCUUCAGACCCUGCCUUGGAGCAAGAACUGUCUUCCCUGAGCAUUAGCUUAAACCACUAAUGGGUUUCACUUUCAUUGGAGGGAAUGGCAGCUCUCUUGAACAUGUUGUUCUUUCGAUAUAGCGAGGCUUCCUGAAAUCUCAUAAGAGCUGGAAAGUCCUGGGAUGUUUCCUCAUUCCAACCCAGUUUGCUUUGUGGUGACAGUUUGCAUUCUGCUUUUCCUGCAGUCCUGGUUUGCAAUGUGAAAAUAAACCUUUCACUUAGAAAAAAAAGAAGAAGGGGGCUUUUUACCAACUGAAAUAAAAUACAAGUAUGGCCUUGUUUUACACGAUUGGAGGAAGCAAUGUGGUUGAAACCACGUGAACUCUAGUCAGACAUUGAUAUGAGUGUUUGAUACAUAGGGGGUGAUACCAAAUGUUAGUUGUACUCAGAGCAGACCCAGUGAAAUCAAUGAAAUCAGAUAUCUUGAGGCUGGUGAUAGUAAUCUGUCUGUUCUAUGACUUAGUGGGAUAGCACCCAUAGAAUCUGGCCCUCUCUGCUACUGCUUGUCCACCCGCUGACCUCUAAGUAUCCUUUUGCAUGGUACUUCCUGCCAGUAGUAUGGAGGGGUGAAUCUCUCUGUUUUGUUUUCUCUCUCAUUUUUCCAAUCUUUGGCUCUCCAGGUUUCCAUACACAUGUUUGUUAGAGUCAUGGUUAGUGCAGAGUCUCUCAAACUUCAGACCCCUGCUGUUGCUGGACUUCAACUCCCAUCACCCCUGACUACUGGCCCUGCUAGCUAAGGAUGAUGGGAGUUGUAGUCCAGCAAUAGCUGGGGACCCAAGAUUGAGAAACACUGGGUUUGUGUUAUGUGCAAACCCUUCUAAGUGGCUGAGCUAUGGUUUGUCUGCUAACAACAAACUGUGAUGUGAAGCCAUGGUUUGUUGUUAGCUUACGAACCUUGGUUUUUUGCUUUGCAGAAUUUGGAUGGCACCACAUUGUUUGCUGGGACGCGGGUGGCGCUGUGGGUAAAACCUCAGUGCCUAGGACUUGCUGAUCGUAAGGUCGGCGGUUCGAAUCCCUGCGGCGGGGUGAGCUCCCGUCGUUCGGUCCCAGCUCCUGCCCACCUAGCAGUUCGAAAGCACUCCUAAGUGCAAGUAGAUAAAUAGGUACCGUUUUAUAGCGGGAAGGUAAAAGGCGUUUCCUGUGCGGCGCUGGUGCUGGUUCGCCAGCUGCAGCUUCGUCACGCUGGCCACGUGACCCGGAAGUGUCUUCGGACGGUGCCGGCUCCCAGCCUCUUGAGCGAGAUGAGCGCGCAACCCUAGAGUCGGUCACGACUGGCCCGUACGGGCAGGGGUACCUUUACCUUUACCUUACUUUGUUUGCUGGGAAAUUAGACAAUGUUGAUUGCCAUACAGCUACCCUGCAAACAAAUCUGGGAUUUCUGCAUGACAGGGGUUGGGCUAAAUGACCCUUUGGGUCCCUUCCCAACUCUACAAUUCUGUGAAAUCGGUAUGAAUUCUCAGGCUGUGUCCACACUCACUUUACAUUAUGUAUGUACCGUGUUUCCAGGGCUGUUUUUUCCAUCCUUGUUCACCUGACAUUAUCCAGAAUGCAUACGUGCCCUGUACUUCAUUAGGAAAUACUACUAUUUGAUCAUUGUUUCUCAAACUAGUUUCACACCUAUUAAGAGACCUUAAUCUAUUCCUAAUCUCCAGCCAAGGUGUGAACAGCCCCCGCUCUGUGUUCAAAUGAAUCUAACACUAAUGGAGCUGUGCUGAUGUGAACGGCUGUGCUGAGGGAGCUGUGAAAUGCACAACGCCCCGCCCCCGAACUUAUCUAUGCUCAAAGGCAGUCAUGUGAACACAUCCGUAGUCUAACCACCAAUUAAGCUUUGUGCACAGCGUGGAGAAGGUGGAUCGAGAAAAGUUUUUCUCCUUCUCUCCUAACACUGGAAUAUGUGGGGAUCCGAUGAAGCUGAACGUUGGAAGAUUCAGCACAGAUAAAAAAUGGUAAAGGUAAAGGACCCCUGACAAUUAAGUCCAGUCGCAGACAACUCUGGAUUGUGGCGCUCAUCUCGCUUUAUAGGCUGAGGGAGCCAACAUUUGUCCGCAGACAGUUUUUCCUGGUCAUGUGGCCAGCAUGACUAAGCUGCUUCUGGCGAAACCAGAGCAGCGCAUGGAAAUGCCAUUUACCUUCCCGCCGGAGCGGUACCUAUUUAUCUACUUGCAUUUUUGGCGUGCUUUCAAACUGCUAGGUUGGUAGGAGCUGGGACCGAGCAACGGGAGCUCAACCCGUUGUGGGGAUUCGUACCACCAACCUUCUGAUCGGCAAGCCCAAGAGGCUCAGUGGUUUAGACCACAGUGCCACCUGCGUCCCUCAGCUCAGAUAAAAGAAAGCCCUUAUUCAGGCAGCGCAUAGUUAACCUAUGGAACUCCCUUCUACAGGAGGCAGUGAUGGCCAUGUACCUAGAUGGCUUUAAAAGAUGGAAGAGGUGGUCAUUGACAGCUACUGGCCAUGAUAGUGGCUCCUCCUCAACAACAACACUCCUGAAUCCCAGUUCCUGGAAACCACAGGAGGGGGGAGAGGGCUCUUGUGCUUGAAUCCUGCUUGUGGGUUUGUCGCACAUCUAGCUGGCCACCAUGGUAACAGGUUACUGGACUAGGUGUUUCCCCCUUUGGCCGGAUCCAGCACUGCAGGGCUCUUCUGAUGUUCCCAAGGGUUGCUCUCCCUCCCUCGUCAAAGGCAGCCAUGCUUCUGAAUACCAGUUGCUGGAAAAGGCAGGAGGGGAGAAUGCUCACAUCCUGCUUGCAUUCUUCCCUCGGGCAUCUGGUUGGCCACUGUGAGAAGAGGUUGCUGGAGUAGAUGGGCCUUUGUCCUGAUCUUGCAGCCUCAUAUGUUCUUAGGACUGGCACCUUUCCUCUGCCAACCAGCAGCAAAUAAUGGGCAGCAACCGAGGGGCCUGGCCAGGCAGGGAGUUGCUCCCUUAUUUGUCCUCUGAUACUUGACGAUAAAGAAAAGCAGACAGUUCCACCCAUUAGGAGAAUUGCUUUUCCUUCCCCCGCUGCUGUCUGAGCGAGUUUGUUUUGUGUUUUAAGUAUCAUCGAGGGUGUUUUUAUCUCCCUGGGGGUUGUGUUCAGUACAAGAUGUUUCUAGGUGGUGGGGGCGGUGGACUGGGGGUGGGGAGAAGCAGGGCUGGAGCUUGAACAGAUGGGCAGCAAAACCAGGCAUCUACGCCAGCCAGCCACAUUGUCAUAGAAUCAUGGAGCUGCGGAGUUGGAAGGGACUCCAAAGGGUCAUUUAGCCCAACCCACUGCAAUGCAGGAAUCGCAGCUUAAAAAUCCCUCACAAAUGACCAUCCAAUUUAUGUUCAAAAGCCUCCAAGGAAGGAGAGUCCACCACCUUCCUAGGGAGUCUGUUCCACUGUUGAGCAGCUCCUAACCCUCAGAAAGUCAGAACCUCCUUUCUUGUCCUUUGAAUCCGUUGGUUUGGGUCUUACCCUCUGGAGCAGCAGAAAACAAUUUCCCCUUUCUCCUCCAUUUUGAGGAGAGAGGGGUGGGAUCCAAUCCGCAUCAGUGCCUUAUCCAGGCAAAGUUUUUCCAUCCUGAAUUGUGCCUUGAAUCAUGGACACGUAUUUGAACUGCUGAGAGCUUUGAUUUUAAAGGAAUAAGCAUCUAGUCGUCGUCUUUGCUUGUGAUGCAGUUUAGAAAACGGGUGGAAAUCAAGUGGGUCGUGGGACCACAAUUGAGAGAGAGAAUAAGGGAAUAGUGUGGGAUGGGGGGAAAUGAAGCAUUGAAGGAAGGGCACUUGAGGAACUUGGAGAAGUGACAAAGCAUCUGCUGUGCAUGUAGAAGGCCCUAGGUUCGAUCCCUAAGAUAUCCAGGCAGGGCUAGGAAUGAUUCCAGUUUGAUACCUGCAGGGCUGCUGCCAGUCAGUGCAGACAACACUGAGCUAGCUGGACCAGUGGUCCGACUCAGGAUAAGGCAGAGCUUCCUAUGAGGUGUCUGCAAAUUGGAUUUGUGUUUGACUGGCUUUGCGCUUGAGGAAGCCGGGGUUGAAUUUUUCUAGCAGUGAGCCAUUAGGAUGACUUUGUCAGCUUCGGUUUGUUUUGCUAUUUUGCAGACUGAGGAAAAAGGAGCAAGUACAGGCAGCACAGUCCUCUAGGAAGGAGCCCUGCCUUCCCUAGAGCUCUUCCAGAUGACUGGCUUAUUGAGUUCCUGAUGCAUUCGUAGAAAACUUACAUGGAGGCUCAGAGUUGCCUCCAGUUUUACUGAGCGUUUCUGCUGAUUUGAUUGCAAGAACGUUAUCAGAGCAUUUAUUCCAAUUUGCUCAUGGGGUGUUAUUUAUUUAUAUAUUUUAUUUAUUGAAUUUAUAUCCCACCCCCAAGGAACUCAGGGUGGCAAACAGGCAAUUUAAAAACAAAGCAGGAACGUUCUAAAACAGAAUAAAGCAUUCCAGCAACAAUUACGGUUAAAAACAUCUAAAAGCAGUUGCAGUUAGAAAGGAGUUACAAUUACCUUCAAAAGCAUUUUUUUUAAUUGAAAAAUGUAAAAAGGUUAAGAAAAAUAAAUCAAAAAGCAAUUACAAGUACAGUGGUACCACGGUUUACAAACUUAAUCCGUUCCGGAAGUCCAUUCUUUAACCAAAGCGUUUGUAAACAGGACUGUUCUUAAACCGAGGUACCAUUGUAAAGACAUUAUACCAUCCAGUGAUUUUGAGGUUGACAGGAACAGCGUUCUUCAGCUGCCACCAAAUUCCUGAGUAAACCGGAAUGUUUUCAAACUCCUCCUGAAAGUGAAUAAUGAUGGAGACAGGUGUGCAUCACUAGGGAAGGCAUUCUGCAACCCGGGAACCACUACUGAAAAGGCCCUGUUGCUGGUCAGGAAAAACCAGGCAGCCCCUGGUGUCAGCACUAAUAGCCUCACCUGCUGAUAGUAGUUUAAUGAGUAUUCUUCCUGAUUUGCUCAUAGGGUGUUUUGACACCUUUCCUAACGAUCCCUACUGCCACAGAUCAUGUGCAGCAGCCGCUGACUUAACAUGAAUUGUUCCCACUAAGGCCACAUUCACACCCUACAUUGAAAACACUGGGAUGCACAGUCUCUUCUUUACCAAAAGAAUCCUGGGAGUUGCAGUUUUUUAAGGGUACUAAGAGUUGUUAGGAAGCCCCUAAUUUCCCUCCUACAAUUUCCAGAGUGGUUUAACAAUCAAUCCCUCUUUGCAGGGAUCUCUGGGAUUUGUAGCUCAUGGAAAGGAAUUGGGGAAGGAGCACCUAACAACUCUGCACCCUUAACAAACUACAGCUCCCAGAAUUCUUUGGGUCAAGUUAUGACUGUUGAAAGUGGUAUCAUAGUGCUUUAAAUGUGUGCUGUGAUUGUGGCCAAGCUCUCCCCAGAAUAGUUAAAAUUCCAAUGGAAAGUUAUUCAUCCUAGAAAAUGCAAUAUUUUUGUCUUAGAAUAUCAGAACUACUUGGUAGUUUGUUGUUUUUUAAUGCAGAAUUUAGGAUAAAAAAUAGGCUUUGCAGAUUCCUGGAUGGACAGAGCACCCGCCCCACUAUGUUCAUGUGCCAUUAAAAGUUCUCAUGUGGUCAUCUUGGCACAGAAAAUUUAUCUCUUGUGCCUCUUUAAAUAUUUUCAGCUGCUUCCUAGAUUUUGUAACUUAAAAGUGGAUAAGUGAGUUAUAUUAACAUGCUCAUGUGCUUCUUAUUGAACAUGAUUUGGAUCAUGUUACCAUGUUGGGAUGAUGCAUUUUCUGCAUGCAAAAUUGGCAUUUUAAUGCUGCUUACCCCGCUGGAGCUGAUGGGCUGGGCUGACACCUGAGCUGUGACUCACAACGUUCUUAUUAUUAUUUCUGUUGUUAUUAUUACAAUUGUCAGUCACUUUAUGCAGAGGAAAACAUUUCAAAAAGGCUUGCCCAGAUAAAAUAAAUAAAAGCAGUUUAAAACCAGAACACUGGCCUCUUCCAGUUCCUAAUUUGACACUCUGACUGCUACUGGCCUGCCUUGCAUGUUUGUUGUAAAGUUUUGUUUUGGCAUCAUGUCCAUGAUAAGCAUUGCAGCUUCGCAUUCCCCUACAGCUGUAGUCUGUCCCUUAACUAGGAACCUCAGAACGUAGGAAGCUGGCUCAUACUGAGUAAAACCACUGACCCAUCUCGCUCAGUACUGUCUACACCAGGGGUCCCCAAACUACGGUCUGCGGGCUGGAUCCGGCCCACCAGGCUCGUAAAUCCGCUCCGCCAGCCGAACUCUGUGAUGGGUUUACCUCAGCGCGCGUAGACCGUUCUUUUUAACGGAAACAUCUCGCAUUGCUGGAUUUACCUCAGUGCGUGGCGAGGCUUCCGAUUGGCUGCAGGAAGCUCCGUCCCCGCGCGACGAGGCUUCCUGCAGCCAAUUGGAAGCCGCCCGCUCAGCCUCCUGGCAAGGAGGAACUCUGGCAAGAGGAAUCUAAGGGGAAAGGAUUUUCCUCUGGAGCACAUGAGAACUUUUGGACUUUACCCAGGUGGGUGGGGUGCUGCUAUCACCAUGUACAAGUUAGUUUAGUAUGGGGCAAGGCAGAAGAAAAGGCUGAUGUGAGAGAGGAGCAAUGUCCAGCUGGCAUGCUACCUGCUAGAGCUGGCUUAUCAGCAGAGGCGUACCUAGGCUCCCUUUUGCCCUUGGCAAGGAGAUGUAUCGGUCCCUUGCAUCCUUGCCAGAGGAGCUGAGCCAGAAUGUUGUUGUUGAUGUUUAGUCGUUUAGUUGUGUCUGACUCCUCGUGACCCCAUGGACCAGAGCAUGCCAGGCACUCCUGUCUUCCACUGACUCCCGCAGUUUGGUCAAACUCAUGCUGGUAGCUUCUAGAACACUGACCAACCAUCUCGUCCUCUGUCGUCCCCUUCUCCUUGUGCCCUCCAUCUUUCCCAACAUCAGGGUCUUUUCCAGGGAGUCUUCUCUUCUCAUGAGGUGGCCAAAGUACUGGAGCCUCAGCUUUAGGAUCUGUCCUUCCAGUGAGCACUCAGGGCUGAUUUCCUUAAGAAUGGAGAGGUUUGAUCUUCUUGCAGUCCAUAGGACUCUCAAGAGCCUCCUCCAGCACCAUAAUUCAAAAGCAUCAAUUCUUCGGCAAUCAGCCUUCUUUAUGGUCCAGCUCUCACUUCCAUACAUCACUACUGGGAAAACCAUAGCUUUAACUAUACGGACCUUUGUUGGCAAGGUGAUGUCUCUGCUUUUUAAGAUCCAGAAUAGAGAGGUGCAGUUUUUGCGCUCCUGUGGGUCUGUGCCUUUUACUGGGACCAGCCCCUGGGUACACCCCUGCUUUUUAGGCAACGUAAAAGGGAAGGAUUGGUCUCAUUGGUUCCCAGAGGUGGGAGCUGGGGGCAGAAAGAGCUCAUUGACCUGUUCAAGUCCCACAAGCUCUUCCUUCCCAUUCAUUCACUGUUUUUCCUAGGCAUCUGAAAUGUGAAUGUGAACAUGUUACCCUAUUCCAGGGCUCAAACUCACCUUCUAUGUCUGUGGCUUCUUUUGUCUGGCCCCUUCCUUUUUACUACUGACCCCUCCUGGGUGUGUCUUGAACCCUCAUCCAGGAGGGCUGCAUAUGGUCUUUGCAGGCAUUCUGCUCAGAUAGCUAUGUAGUAAGAGGCCUUAUGCUGAGAUAUGCUCCUUUCCUUAAGAAUGCUGUGCUACAAAACUGUGGCUGUGAACAGAUAAGGGCAUUUGAACCCCUUCCUGAAGAGGUUGGCAGAAUGAGGUGGUGCAGGGGUGUGUACUAGGAUUCCACCCCUGUGGUCAUGAGUUCAAUUGGAUCUCUGGACUUCCAGUGGUGCAGUCCAGUUGGUGGUUUUCAAGGAGAAUUGGGGGUGGGUGUAUUCCAUUUUUAGUUUCUGCAUUUUCUCAUCUCCCUGGGCUACAUACAUAUCAUGCAGCAGCAUAUCUACCCCCCCCACCAGCGCAUAACUGGUAUGUAGAAUUACUCUCUAAAAGCUCGCUAUAGCUAAUAGCAGCUUUUAGAAUUGAAAUACUUAUAAGUUUAUGUUGAGUAAAAUCAUUCUUCAUUUUAAAUAUUGUAUUAUUUUUCCUGGUUUGUUUGUUUUUUUGCACUACAAAUAAAACAUAUGCAGUGUGCAUAGGAAUUUGUUCAUUUUUUUUCCUCUUCAAAUUAUACUCUGGCCCCCAACAGUGUCUGAGGGACAGUGAACCGGCCCCCUGUUUAAAAAGUUUGGGGACCCCUGGUCUACACUGACUGGCAGUGGCUCUCCAGGAUUUCUGUCAGCAGUCUCUCCCAGCCCUACUUGGAGAGGCUGGGGAAUGAACCUGGGACCUUCUGCGUCCAAAGCACACACACUGCCUCUGAGCUAUGGCUCAUCCCCAAGAGCCAACUGGCAGGCCCCUUAAUGUUCAAUUGCUCUUAAAAGUCUCUGUUGAUGAAUUGAUGCUUGUGCUGGUAACACUUUGCCUUUUUUCUAUGCUUUACUACCUUUCUGGACUUCAUCCUGGUGGUAGUUUUAGUUCGUGGAACUCCCUCCCAUCAGAUGUCAAGGAAAUAAACAACUACAGUGGUACCUUGGUUCUCGAACUUAAUCCUUUCUGGGAGUCCGUUCGACUCCCGAAAUGGUUCAAAAACCAAGGUGCUUCUUCUGAUUGGUUGCAAGAGCUUCCUGCACUCAAUCGGAAGCUGUGUCGGAUGUUUGGCUUCAGAAAAACGUUCACAAACCGGAACACUUACUUCUGGGUUUGCGGUGUUCGGGAGCUGAUUUGUUUGGGAGCCAGGCCGUUCGAAUACCAAGGUACCACUGUGUCUGACUUUUUGAAAAAAUCUGAAGGCGGCAGCCCUGUUUAGGGAAGUUUUUAAUGUUUGAUGUUUUAUUGUGUUUUUAAUAUUCUGUUGGGAGCCACCCAGAGUGGCUGGGGAGGCCUGGCCAGAUGGGUGGGGUAUAACUAAUAAAUUGUUGUUGUUUUAUUGUACUUUUUUCUAAAUGUUACAGCAUUCAUUCAUUCAUUCAUUCAUUUAUCAUGAUGCCAUUAUAACAGAAAGGAUGUUGUUGGUGUUGGUGGUGUUGAGAGGCUUUCCCUGCCACCGCUAUUCCUCCCUUUGCAAGCUACCUCUUCCUUUUUCCAUUCUGUUGAAAUAACAGCCCCGCUAGUUUUCAUCAUAGCCCCAAUUCCUUUUGCAAGAGUAACGGCUCCGUAUUGAAGUCAUGGAUGUGUCAUGUGGACUAGAAUCCUCGUUAGCCUUCUGAUUCUCACGCAUAAGCAGUGCUGCAAUUCUGUAGAGGCACAUGAUGUGUCGCUGGAUGCAGAACCCAGCUUCCUGAUAAUCUGCACUUUUAUUUAUUUUAAAAGCAAACUUGUAGUACUCACAACGGCGGUGAAAAUAAACUUGAAAGAAGAGUAGGCAAUGACUGCCGAAUUCCUAGAACUUAUAUGUGUGUGUGCAACCUCCUUAUUCUUGUGAUUGUUGUUUGUUUCAAAGUGUUUUAAAUAUUGAAUUUCAAAUAGCUGUAAGUUGCCCCCGGGACCUUAGGGUGAAGGGAAGGGUAAAAAAAUAUCAAAUAAAACAGUGAUAUAAUGUUGUGAGUUGUGGGGGUGUGCGGUUAGCCUGCAUGAUGUCUGAAUCCAUUGCAAUUCUUGGGGUGCUGACUCCAGCAAGGGUUCAAACAUAAUGGAGGAUUCUGUCGUUGAACUAGCCAGCCAAGCUUGUUCCUGGGUUAAUCGCCUAAGCAUGGUUGUGUUAGUAUAACCAAGGAAGUGGCUUUGUUCCAGAGGGCAAAGGGGUGGGUCCCCUCCCUCACCUGGCUAGUGGUAAAGGUAAAGGGACCCCUGACCAUUAGGUCAAGUCAUGGCCGACUCUGGGGUUGCGGCGCUCAUCUCGAUUUAUUGGCCGAGGGAGCCGGCGUACAGCUUCCGGGUCAUGUGGCCAGCAUGACUCUGGCAAACCAGAGCAGCGCACGGAAACAGCGUUUACCUUCCCACCGGAGUGGUACCUAUUUAUGUACUUGCACUUUGACGUGCUUUUGAACUGCUAAGUUGGCAGGAGCUGGGACCGAGCAACGGGAGUUCACCCCGUUGCAGGGAUUCAAACCGCUGACCUUCUGAUUGGCAAGGCCUAGGCUCUGUGGUUUAACCCACAGCUCCACCCGUGUCCCCUGGCUGGUGGUAAGAGGGACAAAAGCCAGAGUUGAGUGUGUGACAGGGAGAGCUGGGCCAGAAGCAGGCAGAGCCAGAGAGUGAGAGCCAUGCCUGAUUUCUGUUGCAAUCCAGGGCUGUGACUGUGGGAGAAGCAAGACCUUCUGGGGAGUUAAUGCUGUGAGCCCCUCCAUUAUAUGCUCAGGUUGUAUAUAAGUGGAAACACCAGAUAACAUGAAGACACCACAGACUCCAUAAACCUCAUUCCCUGGUGCUCCCUGAAAUCUCACACGGCUCAGAGAUUGCGUACAGCUGUGCAAAAACUAUAUGAUACACUGUACUAUUGGGAGAUCGAUUAUAGACUACUCAGGCGCUUCUGCCACCUGAUUUUGAUCUACCUUCUGUCCACCAAUUGUUCUAGAAACUCUAUCUGAUGGUUAUCAGAAUUGCAAUAUAAAUACACAUAUAUUUUUUUUUAAAAAAAGCUUGAUGGUUAUAAAAUCCAGUUUUUACAUGUAAACAUUUUUUUUUAAAGGAUGCAGCAUCAAGUCUGGAUGCACCAGCCCUUUUGCAGGGCUAAGCAAAGCAAGCAAACAAAUAAUGUCAGUUUUCUAGGUAUUGCACCAAACGUUUUAAAACAAGAUCACCUGGGAGUCUUCCCUCUCCUGGAGAUAAAGAGUUGUAAGCACUCAAGCGCGUUGAAAAGUGCUAUUGAAAUUUGAAAGGCUGGUAAGAGGAUGAAAACACACUUCCGCUCAUCCUGCCGCCCAUUCAAAUGCCUCUUAACUCUUAGUCUUCAUGGCACACUCUGCUACCCUUGGGGAGGAGGAAGCACUAGGAGGGGAAAAAGAUCUGCGUGCACUCACAGUUUCCGGCUGUUCUGUGGAACAGAGGAAACAUCCUUCCAUAUACUGAGCCAUGCCAUUACUACAUCUAAUUCAGUUUUGUCUGCACUGAUGGUCAGCGGAUUUGCAGGGUUCUAGGCAGGGGGUACCCCCUACCUGGAGAUGCCAGGGACUGAGUGACCUUCUGCAUGCAGUGUAAAAAUAAAGUAAGAUUCUAGACCUCCUAGCUGAAUAAGGGCUAUAUUAAAUAAGAAAGUAGGAAGUUGCCUUAUAUAUAAAGGUAAAGGUAAAGGGACCCCUGACCAUUAGGUCCAGUCCUGACCGACUCUGGAGUUGCGGCGCUCAUCUCGCUUUAUUGGCCGAGGGAGCCGGCGUACAGCUUCCGGGUCAUGUGGCCAGCAUGACUAAGCCGCUUUUGGCGAACCAGAGCAGCGCACGGAAACACCGUUUACCUUCCCGCCGGAGUGGUACCUAUUUAUCUACUUGCACUUUUGAUGUGCUUUCGAACUGCUAGGUUGGCAGGAGCAGGGACCGAGCAACGGGAGCUCACCGCGUUGCGGGGAUUCGAACUGCCGACCUUCUGAACAGCAAGUCCUAGGCUCUGUGGUUUAACCCACAGCGCCACCCGCGUCCCCUUUAGCUCAAUAUACAGCUUUAGCUUCCCCAAAACAAUCCUGAUAACUGUAGCUUGUUCAAGGUGCUGAGGGUUAGUAGGAGACCCCUUAGUCCCCUCACUGACCUGCAAAUCUCAGAGUGGUUUAGCAUUUAAUCCCUCUUCCCUCUGGGAAUUGUAGUCGUGUGAGGGGUCUCUUAACCACUCCCAGCACACUUAACAAACUGCACCUCUCAGGAUUAACUGUGGUAUCCCAGUGCAUACACUCCAAUGUCCCGCUGAUGAAAGUCAGGACACGACUCGGCCCCUCAACACGCUUAAAACCCCGCCAACGUCUCCCUGCCCCUUCUCAGUGACACCCCCCCUUUCCCACUGGACACCUCAACAAAGGCCAUGCUCUGGCGGGUGCCAGUUGUUCCACCCCAGAGUAUGGAAGCCAGAACAGGACACCCCUGGAUCCAAUCAGAAGCAGAGAUGGGUUCUGUAAUUCCAGGAUAUCCCACUCAAAUCGGGACGGUUGAGAGUGGCAUGAGAGUGCUUUAUAGUGUACGUGGGAAGUAAGAUUCAGCACUCAAAGCACUGAGAAUGGUCCUCCCUUCAAGGCUAGAGAUAGGAGGAUGAGGGGAAGCGAAUUUCAGUUCUGGGGAGACCAGAUCUCCACCUGGUCUCUGUGCUGUGAGAGGGAUAGCUCUCUGUUACAAUUACUGUUGGGUUUACUAAAGGGUUUAAUUACUGCUGUUGGCUUGGAAAUGGUCAUUCAGUGCCUUAACUGCCGCCAGGCUCUGUGCAGCAGCAAACCAGAGUGAGAAGGAGAUUUCGCUCUGUCAAUUUCUGUUUUCUUUAAUGGCUUCUAAUGGAACAGAGUAAUAAUACUAUCUAAAAUAGCAAUGUAGUAGAAGGAGUAAUGAACAACAGUAGAUUGGAAUGACAAGAAGGGAGAUUCUGACUAAUCCUUCUGACAGUAAGAGCCAUUUGACAGUGGAACGGAUUCCUUUGGAAGGUGAUGGACUGUCCUUUAAAUAGAGGCUGGAUGGCAUUUUAGGCAAUUGGGCUAGAUGACCCUUGGGGCCAUCUCUUCCAACUCUGAUUCUGUGUUUAUAGAAAGAUGGGUUAUAGUUGUGACAUUUUGAAAUAAUAGCAUUCAACCUUACGGUUCCUUUGCUUUACCAAAAUCAUGCAUUAAAUAAUAAUAAUAAUAAUAAUAAUAAUAAUAAUAAUAGAUAAGCUGCCAUUUUGCAGCUUUACAGAGAACUCUUUCUUAUGGUCCCUCUGGCAAAGCAAGAAAGUGGCAAGGAUGUUUGGAGCCAAUGGGGUGGCAGGUGGAAAGGGUGCCCUCCACCCACUGACCCACUGGCCGUGAAACCCUGUGUGGCACUGAACCACCUCCAUUAUUCAUGCCGCACAAACAUGCCCUGCUUUUUGGCAGGCUGCGCAUGUUUCCCUUAAGUGGCUGUCAGUAUUUCCAGCAGCGAAGGGGGGUGGGUGGGAGGAAUAUGUUCCUGCAUUAUUUAUAAAUGAGAUUAAAAGAAAGAAAGAAAAAACCCAUCAUCACAAAGUGCUGAAGAUUACACCUUCUGGCAGCCUCACAGCUUUGGCGAGAUCCUCUUUGCUCUCGCCGGCGCUGCAGUUGUAUGUCUUUGGUCCUGCUUUAUUGCAGCCUUAGCCGUCCCAGGGCGCUCCAGAUGUUUGGGACUACAACUCCCAUCAGCCCCAGCCAACAUGUUAGAUGGGAGUUGUAGUCCAAAACAUCUGGAGGGCCCCAGGUUGACCAAGGCUGUUGUUGCCUCUGCUGGGCUCUGUUCAGAUGGAAGUACUUUGCAGGUCGGGACAGCGGCAUCCUGCAGUGGAUCUGAUAACGUUGCUCGAACCAGACUCCGACUGAGCGCAGGCAGAGAGCACGAUAGCAGGAAAUGAUAAAGCACAGGAAGUGUCAGGGGCCUGACUUAUUUUGCCAUACAGGAAAAAUGGACCCUUUCCUUGCUAACUGUAGUUUGCAAGAAAGUCCUUCUGCACACAGCGCGUGGUUAAACUGUGGAACUUGCUUCCGCAGGAGCCAGUCAUGGCCCCCGAUGUGGAUGGGUUUAAAAGAGGAUUGAACAAAUUCAUGGAGGGAGAGGGCUGCUGGCGGCUAUUAGUCACAAUGGCUAUGCUCUGCCACCACCGUCACAGGCAGCAAUGCUUCUGAAUCCCAGUUCCUGGAAACCACAGGAGGGGAGAGGGUUCUCUUAACUGAAUCCUGUUUGUGGUUGGCUACUGUGAGAACAGGAUGCUGGACUAGAUGGGCCCUCUUUGGCCUGAUCCAGCAGGCUCUUCUGGUGUUCUCAUGAACAUCAUGCACACCAGUGUUUUGCACCCUGGUUGCAUGCACACUGCAGUCUCUUUGCUCCCUAGUUUCCCAUCCUCCUCCUCCUUCCUGCCAACAACUUUAAGUCACUCCUGUCCUCAGGGCCUGUGUGUUUCCUCCCCCUAAACCCACCUCCCAUUUUUCUCAUUGGCCCUUUUUUCCUGAGGAACUUUCCUCAGUUUCUUGACUACCUACCCUUUAAGGCCCUUUUCCUAUGCAGCUUUCAAACCCUCACUCUUCCAUCCCACUGCAAAAGCAUAUCCCGCCCCACGCCGCUGCAGGCCUGGGGGCUUUGGAUGAAAUAAACUAGCCUUUUUGUUCUCAUUGUCACAGAAGCUGCAUUGUUUUGUAACUGUCUGUGUACCACUCAGAAGUUAGAAUAUUUGUGGGCAUUCUGUGACACUGCAGCUGCUCGGCCAAUGCAGGCCGAGAGCCGGAAAGCUGAAUGGGGAAAGUACCGGAAAUCAGAGGGCCCAAAGGAAAGGGGACAGGUGCAGUCUUCCAGGGAGGGCAUUCUGUGAACAGGGAACCACCACCAAGAAGUCCCUGUCAUGGAUCACAUCCAGCGGCGUCACCAACAGGUCUCCCCUCCCAACUGUAGGGGCCUGAAAUGAUCUUGGGAGAGGUGAGCUUUCAGUUGAAUAUUGUUCCUCCUUUUCCUCCCCCCACAACAAAAUAAUAAUCCUCUGUUCAGGUUUUCUCCAUCGUUGUCUUUGGCUCCAUCAUCAACGAGGGUUACGUGAACGAUGGCAGCAGUCCGGUGCUACGCUGUGUCUACAACAACAACGAUGACGCCUGCAACUAUGGAAUCGCCAUUGGCCUCAUUGCCUUCUUUGCCUGCAGUUUCUUCUUGGUAGUGGACCUCUACUUCCAGCAGAUCAGCAGCGUGAAGGACAGGAAACGUGUUGUCCUCUUUGACCUUGGCUUCUCAGGUAGGACCUGUGGGGUGGGAUUUGCUGAGGACAGUCUUCCCCAAUCUGAGUCCCUCCUCUAGAUGUCUUGGAGUACAACUCGCAGCAGUCCCCACCCAACACGGCCAUUUUGGACUGCAUCUCCUAUCAGCACUUGCCAGCCCAGUGGUUGAUUGCUUAUUUUUUAUUACUUAUUACUUGAUUCCUUAUUCCUUUAUUUGAUAUAUAUAUCCCUCCUUGCUCCAAGGAGCUGAAAGCAGUGUACAUUUUAUACUUGCUUGCAUUGCAAUUUUGCCUAAAACUCGCCUCUUUUGCAAAGCAGUUUCCCUUACUCUAAUGCAUUUCUGCAUGUUAUCUUCUCUAAAAUAAGCAUUUUGACGCGUGUUUUCCCCUAGUAUUUGACUCUUUGUGCCCAUCUCGUGGCUAGAGAACUGUAUUGCAACUGAAGUGGAUGGAUCCCGCUCGCUGUCUUGGCUUCCUCUUUAGCCGCGCGCAACCUCUCCCUGCCGGAGGGGUUGCGCGUGGCUAUCCGUGAAGCCUUUGGAGCACAGCGCAAGUUCCCGCUGCACUCCUCAGGCUUUGGGUUCCUUUUGCUGAAGCCAGGAGAACAAGACUCUCCUGGCUUCAGUGAAAGGAACCUGAAGCCUCCAGAACGCAGCAGGAACUCACACUGCGCUCUGAAAGCUUCAGGCGGCUAUCCCUGAAGCCUGGAGAGUGAGAGGGGUCGGUGCGCACCGACCCCUCUCGCUCUCCAGGCUUCAGCGAAAGCAACGCAAAGCCAAGGAAUGCAGAGGGAGUGCUCCCUCUGUGCUUUGGAGGCUUCGCAUUGCUAUCGCUGAAGCCAAGGAGCCUGUAUUCGCUCCAUAGGACGCACACACAUUUCCCCUUAAUUUUUGGAGGGGAAAAGUGCGUCCUAUAGAGCGAAAAAUACGGUAGGUUGGCAGGUCUCUAAAUGUGACGCAAAUCGAAUUUCUCCCCAUCUCUAGUUUUGGUCUGAAACAUCUGGAGGGCACCAGCUGUGGGAAGCACAAGGCAAGUCAACCCCCCCCGCCUCCCCCCCCCCCGCCCCCAAGAUUCGCUUGCAGGGGCAGCUGCAGCCUGAUUUUUAAGCUGCAGGUCCUUAAAAACUCCUCCUAACUGUGGUGGCAUCACAGUGCUGAAUCCACAGUACAGAGCCAGUUGUAGUGAAGGUGGAGCAUAUGCAGCCUGGUGCUCUUUAACUGACUCUGCUGUUCCUUAAAUCAAGCUUAAGUGUCGGUGUUUCCAACAGAGACGUCGCUUUGACAGCUAACUGUACCCAGGAGGGUGAUGCUGUAACGUACAAGUAAGGUAUUAUGAAAUGGCCAUACGCUUAUCACACCAUGGACGUCUCCAGCAGAGUAUUGUGUAAUCUGUUUGGAAGCAGCUUCCCGGUGGCUCAGGGAGAAAGGGGCAACAUUACUAACUAGGCAUGGGGGAGAAAUUCAAUUCAGUUCGCAUUUGAAGUACUGUGAAACACUCGUUCCUCAUUCGUAAGAAAUCCAUCAUUUAGUGAGGCAACACCCGAACUUUGGAACUCUUUGCCUAUUGUCAUCAAGCAUUAUACUCUUCUCGGCGCCUGUUAAAAGCCUUUUUGUUUCAGCAAGCCCAUCCAGGUAUAUAGAAGGCUGUCAAGUGUUUUUAGCUGGUUUUAGCUUAGUAUUUUUUGAAUGCUUUAAAUAGUUGUUUUUCUUUAUUUCACUUAUGAUAACAUUGUUCUUUUCAUAAACCACUUCAAUGUCUUUUUUUAAAAAAACACCAAUUGAGCACUAUGUAAGUUUUGGGAAAUAAAGAAAUAAAAAGACAAACCUACCUAAUUCUCAUUUCCUAAAACAAUAAACAGAAGCCCAGCCAUCCUUUGAAAUUCAUACUUCUCCAAAUUUUGCAGUGCAGUUCUCCUAAGUGUUGUGUACAAAAGUUGCUUGUACUAGAAAGUGUGCCUGAAAUGCAUAUGUUAGAGCAGAUAACAUGCAGAAAUGCAUUAUACUAGGGAAAGUUGCCCUGCAAACAAGUGGGUUUUAGGGGAAAUUGCACAUAAACAUGUGUAUAUGAGGAUACUUAAAUGCUGGAGGACUUCAGGGGAAACUGCAAAUGGAUAUGGAAAUGCGAAGAACUGAAGUUAAGGCUGGAAAAUUGAGAAACUGAAAUUGACAGAUUUGCCCAUUCCUAGCGCUGCCACCUGAUCCUUUCACAGGAAAUGGCCAGGAUUCGAGCAGGACAUCCAGCACGCAUUACCGCGGUGCUUUAGCCAACUUAUUUUUCCUUGGGGAGCUCCUAUGCCUUUUACAAAUUGCAUAACUUCCACGCUGCGGAAAGCUCCUUGCCCUGCAGCUGUUAAUUGCAAUAAUUUAUUGUUUGUAUGUCAAUCUGUGGUUGUGUACCCAGAGAAGCUUACAGCAUAAGGAUACAGGCAGCAUAACGGAAUCAUCAAAAUGCAAAUAAAAGGCACUGUGCUUGAAGACCCAGACAGGGAUGAUGAGAGCCUGGGGAGAGGUAGACCCGGUUUAAAUCUCUGCUCAGCCAUGAAGCUCAACCUUCUCCUUGUCCCUCAGCCUUACUUACUUACCUUACCUUACUUAGCUUUAGCUUACCUACCUCACAGGGUUGUUGUGAGGAAGGGAAGAACCGCGUAUGCUACCAAAGGUGGAUAUACAUGAACUAUAAUAAUGCUGCUUAACACUUGACAAGGUUCUGUGCCAAUGUGAGAGGGAGAGAACAGUGACUCUUGUUGCUCUGGUGGUACUGGGAUGACCUGAUGUGGUUUUUUUGCUUCCUCCCACCAGGGUUCUGGUCCUUCCUGUGGUUUGUGAGCUUCUGCUUCCUGGCCAACCAGUGGCAGAGGACGCCAUCGAGCAAAGAAGCACAUUACGCAGGUGAUGCAGCCAGGGCGGCCAUUGCCUUCUCGUUUUUCUCCAUCAUCUCCUGGGUAAGCUUUGGUGUCCAGUGGUGAUCCUGUGAUGUGUGGAAUACUAAUAAUAAUAAUAAUAAUAGUACUAGUGAUGAUAAUAAUAAUAAUAAUAAUAUUUUACAGUCAUACCUCAGGUUGAAGUAGCUUCGGGAUGAAUAUUUUCGGGUUGCGCUCCGCGGCGACCCGCACGUAACAGAGCGUGUUACUUCUGGGUUUCACCGCUCGUGCAUGCUCAGACGCUCAAAAUGACGUCAUGCGCAUGCACGGAAGCGGUGAAACGCAACCUACGCAUGCGCAGACUUGCAGUUGUGUCUUUCGUUUACUUCAGGAUGCAAACAGGGCUCCGGAACGGUUCCCGUUCGUAUCCAGAGGUACCACUAUAUUUUAUUUAUACCCAGCCACUCUGGGCGGCUCCCAACAGAGGACUAAAAACAGAAUAAAACUUCAAACAUUAAAAACUUCCCUAAACAGGGCUGCCUUCAGCUGUCUUCUAAAAGUCAGAUAGUUGUUUCUUUCCUUGACAUCUGAUGGGAGGGUGUUCUACAGGGCGGGCGCCACUACUGAGAAAGCCCUCUGCCUGGUUCUCUGAAGCUUUGCUUCUCGCAGUGAGGGAACCACCAGAAGACCUUCCGAGCUGGACCUCAGUGUCUGGGCUGAAUGAUGGAAGUGGAGACGCUCCUUCAGGUAUACUGCGCCGAGGCCAUUUAGGGCUUUCAAGGUCAGCACUAACACUUUGAAUUGUGCUUGGAAAUGUACUGGGAGCCAAUGUAGGUCUUUCAGGACUGGUGUAAUAUGGUCUCGGUGGCCACUCCCAGUCACCAAUCUGGCUGCUGUAGUUGUACUUGUAGUUUUAGGGUCACCUUCAAAAGUAGCCCCAUGUAGAGCACGUUGCAGUAGUCCAAGCGGGAGAUAACUAAAGCAUGCACUACUCUGGCCAGACAGUCUGCGGGCAGGUAGGGGUAUCAGCCUGUGUACCAGAUGGAGCUGGUAGACAGCUGCCUGGAACACAGAAUUGACCUGCAACUGCAUGGACAGCUGUGAGUCCAAAAUGACUCCCAGGCUGUGCACCUGGUCCUUCAGGGUCACAGUUACCCCAUUCAGGACCAGGGAGUCCCCCACACCUGCUCGUCCCCUGUCCCCCCUAAACAGUACUUCUGUCUUGUCAGGAUUCAACCUCAAUCUGUUAGCCACCAUCCAUCCUCCAACUGCCUCCAGGCACUCACACAGGACCUUCACCGCCUUCACUGGUUCUGUUUUGAAAGAGAGGUAGAGCUGGGUUUUCAUCUCCAUACUGAUGAACACCCAGCCCAAACCCCCUGAUGAUCUCUCCCAGUGGCUUCAUAUAGAUGUUAAAAAGCAUCAGGGAGAGGACGGAACCCUGAGACACCCCACGAGUGAGAGCCCCCAACACCACUUUCUGGACACGGCCCAGGAGGAAGGAGCGGAACCACUGUAUAACAGUGCCCCCAGCUCCCAGCCCCUCUAGACGGUCCAUAAGGAUGUCAUGGUCAAAGGCUGCUGAGAGAUCCAGCAGAACUAGGAAACAGGGCAGAACUAGGAAGCGCCCUGGACUGAAAGGGAGGGCCUACCUGGAGAUGCUGUCGGAAACCGAACCUGGGACCUCCUGCUUUUCCAAACAAAUGCUCUGCCGUGGAGUUAAGAACCAUCCCCUGGAAAUAAAUCAAGAUUCCAGUCCUCAUGGUUCUGAAUCUAGGGUUGAUUCAACUGGAAUGUCAGGAUCUACCUUGUAUGAUGUCAGACCAUUGGUCCUUCAAGCUCAGUAUUUAGAUGCCUGCAAUGACCAACAUCCGCUUUUCAGUCUCUCCCUGUCCUAUCCGGAAAUGCCAUUGGGGACUCUGCCAUUGAUCUAUGACAUAGGAACACAGGAAGCAGCCUUAUACUGAAUCAGACUACUGGUCCAUCUAGCGCAGGAAUGCCUACAAUGACUAGCAGCAGCUCUCCAGGGUUUCAGACCGGGAGUCUGUCCCAGCCCUGCCUGGAGAUUGUGGGGACUGAAUCAUAGAAUUGGAAAGGGACCCUGAAGAUCAUCCAGUACAACCUCCUGCAAUGCAGGAAUAUGCAGCUUUCCCAUAUGGAGAUUGAACCUGCGACCUUGGCAUUAUUAGCACCACACUCUAACCAACUGAGCUAUCCCGUGGGACGUUCUGCAUGCAGUGCAAAUGUUCAUCCGCUGAGCUAUAGCCAAUCCCCUUAAAUACAUAGUGACAGAGGAAGCAGUCUUAUGCUGAGUCAGAGCCUUCAUCCGUCUAGCUCAGGAUGGUCUGCAGCCCUUGGCUGGCAGUGGCUCUCCAAGGAGUCAGGCAGAAAGUGCUCCAGUCCUGAGGCAUCUGGUUGCCCACUAUAAGAACAAGAUGCUGGACUAGAUGGUCCAUUGGCCCAAUUCAAUUGCAAGACUCUCCUUACGUUCUUAGACUAUUGGUCCAUCUACUGUAGCUCAGUACUUCCCACACUGACUGGCAGCAGCUCUCUAGGGUUUCAGACCUGGGGAUCCUACCCUCGGAUCUGAGAAUAGAACCUGGGACCUUCUGCAUGCAAGGCCCUACUCACUGAACUAUAGAGCCUAGGAAGCCAGACUUUUGGUCCAUCCAGCUCAGUAGUGCCCACACUGACUGGCAGUGGCUCUUCAAGGUUUCAGGCUGGAAACAUUCCCAGCCCUACCUGGAGAUGCCAGGGGUUAAACGUGGGACCUUCUGCAUGCAAAGUCGAUUUUCUAUCACUGAGCUAUGCAAAAUAGCCCCAUGAACAGGCAUAAGAUUGUCCUUUUAGCUGCUCAGUAGACGCUGGAGAAGCCCCAGAAGUCUCUGUCCUCCUCUAUGUUACAGCUUUUCAGGGAUCUGAAGAAGGUGACCAUCUCCCCCUCCCUCCAUCAGCCAAUCCUCUCUUCUCCAGGCCAAGCAGACAUGGGUCACAUCCAUACCAGACAUUCAAGCACUUUCAAAAUGCAUGGCUUCCUAUGUCCUAAAAUGUGUCGGAUUCCACAGGAGGUGCCAAAUGCGGCGCAGGAGUCCGUGUUUUGAUCCGAUGUGGCAUGUGGCCUUUCAAGAUCCUCUUCCCGCUUUUGCCUGCCUUUUCAAGCCACUCCAAGGGGGUGUUGACAGUUAACAGCAAACGCUCUCGGAUUUGUUCCCCUUUCAUACUGUCAGGAGCUGCUAAGGGAGAUGUUAACAGAAUGCUCUGAUCUGAAGGGAAGCAUUGCAGCAUUUGUGUCUCGCACGGUUUGCAUUUUAAACAUGCAUCCUUUCAAAAAGAAAAAAAGAAAAAGAUGGGGAACAUUUUUGGCAAAGGAGGCAUGGAAGAGUGACCUGAGGAACUCGAAAGGCUUCAUCCUUCCAGUCUGCUCUGUGCUAGACCCCACCUUGCAAAUUACACGAUGGGAUUCUGCCUUCCUGGUUAUGCAGAGCCUCCUAGAUACAUCACACUGUCCAUGUUGUGUCAGUAUUUGCCUAAAACUGGUGUGUGGGGAGAACCUUGGGCCCUCCAGAUGUUGCUGAGCUACAACUCCCAUCAUCUCUGACCCUUGGUCAUACCAAGUAGGGCUGAUGGGAGUUGCUGUAGUUGGCUAUGCUUUGCCUCCAUUUUCAGAGGCAGUCACUGUGAGAUCACAGGAUGAUGCACUAAAGGGGCCAUUGGCCUGAUCCAGCAGGCUCUUAGGUCCUUACGUAGUUUGGCGACAUCCAGAGGGCCAGAGUUUCUCCACAUCUGGCCCAAAUGUUAUAUCUGGGUUGGUUUGUUUUUGUCAGCAGCAGCAACAACUACUUGUAUAAACAAGUUGUAUACCACCCUUUAUCCAUAGAUCUCACAGCGGUUCACAACAUAACUGACUAUUUGAGUUUGAAAAGCUUGUGUUGCUGGAUCAAGUUUGUCAGUUUUGUUGAAUUAAUGAAACUAAAUAAUUUUACAGUGGUACCUCGGCUUACAUACGCUUCAAGUUACAUACGCUUUAGGUUACAGACUCCGCUAGCCCAGAAAUAGUGCUUCAGGUUAAGAACUUUGCUUCAGGAUGAGAACAGAAAUCGUGCUCUGGCGGCGUGGCGGCAGCAGGAGACCUCAUUGGCUAAAGUGGUGCUUCAGGUUAAGAACAGUUUCAAGUUAAGAACAGACCUCCGGAAUGAAUUAAGUACUUAACCCGAGGUACCACUGUAAUUGGAUUUUGAAUAGAUGUGCGCUCGCUACUGUUUUUGAACUUUAUUGUGUCCUUAGUGGGUUGUGCAAACCACCAAUCCGAGCAACCCUUUUUUUAUUACAGGGUUGGGGGUUACCGGGGAUGAGUUGAGGGAACGUUUUGGGAGCGGCUGACCUAAACCUUUGUCUUCCCCGCAAAAGGUUGCCCUGGCCCUCAAGGCGCUCCAAAGAUACCGGCUGGGAACCGACAUGUCCCUGUUCGCCACGGACCAGUUCCCCACCGACCCCAGCGCGGCCUACCCAGGCUACCCCACCGGCAGCGGCGUGGAGAGCACAGAAACCUACCAGAGCCCCCCCUUCUCGGAGACCCUAGACACCAGUCCAAAGGGCUACCAGAUGCCGGCAUAUUGAAGGGCAGGAGGAAGUCCUCUCCCUCCCUCAAGGUUGUAUAGCAAAUGGGAACCCGACCCAGAGAAAUGGGGCAACUUUCCCUUUCAUGGUGCAGUAUAGUCAACUGGUUGGUUGCAAGUGUAUUCUAAAGUACCUUUUCUUUUUUAAAAACAAAAAAAUUAAUGUGGCAAGUUAACGUAACUGGGUUCAACUUACUCUUAGCUAAUGGUGCAGUGAAUUCUCUACAGUGGUAUUGGUUCUUGUCUUACCUGUCUGAGGAUAUUUUUUGAAUUUUAUUUUUUAAAAAACAACAGUGUUCCCUCUAAGCAUGAAACGUUAGGAUGGUUGCUACCAACUGCCAUCUUUGUGAGCCAUCCCUGUGAUCUUGGCUCAUUGUGGCAUUUUUUUCCUGAAUUCGCACACAGAAGCUGGCAAUAGCCCAGCCUGUUAAGAGACGUCCCACUCCUUACACAGAUAAGUAGAUGCUUUAUUUUGUGCUUCCGGGGCUUAAUCCAGAAAAUUGCUCCCACUGUCUUCAUCCUAGGAACCUUCCAGAUCAUCCUCUCCUAUUUUUUUAUUCCCUUGCUCUACAGCCCUAGAAAAAAGGUAGUUUUAAAGCAGCCUUCUUGCCCUCCAGUUGUUUUGGAUUCCAACUCUCAAUAUCCCCAGUGGGAGCUGAUGGGCGUCCAAAACAUCUGGAGGGAACCCAGUUGGGGAAGACUGUUUUCAAAAGGAAUGUGCCAAAUUUAAAACCAAAAAUAAUGGUUGUGUUGAUUUCAUUUGUGUGUGUGUUUGUUAUGUACUUGGCAUAUUUCCUGUGCUAAAUGAGUGAAAAACCCUUCUGUAUUAGCUGUGUUAGCUUUGCGAUUCUGGUACCGCAGGAAGUUUUUUUCUUUCUUUUCCAAAUGGCUUUGAUGCAAGAAUCAUUUUUGUACACCUUUUACACAAAAAUUACUGCUCUGGGGUGAGGGUGGGGAAACAGUCACACUGUCAGGCCAUCAGCCUUUAAGAGUCUCCUAGCAGUGGGGAUAUGUAGCAUUCAGUAGCUCAGCUGUCGUCUAAAAAUAGGGCUUGCUAACUGCUAGGGUCCUCAUCGUAUCCUCAUGAGGAGUGUGAUCCAGCCCACCAAUUCUGCCUCUGCCUCAGAGAUGGGGGACACACGUCAAGCAGUCUGGAAAAAGAUGGAAGCGAAAAGGAAGAAAUAUGUCUGUUGAGGGAAUAGCAGCAGGAGUGGAGGUUUCUUGUGACAGGCCAUUUUCGACAUGGCCUCAAGAUGGCAUCCAUUAAUUGGUUUUUCUUAAUAAAAAUUCCACCGCUAUCAGUAUGCGGCCAUUUUGCCAGCCCCUUCAGUACCAAAAAUUAUCCACGCCAUCCCUUUAAAAUGGUUGUGUCUGGUAGAGGCCAUUUUUUUUUUGAACACAGAGUGGAAUAAUGUGCAUCACAGUAUUUGUUGGGAAUAGCUCCAGCCUUACUCUGUAAAGAAAGUUUGGGCAAAAAGUUUCACUGUGGCAGACAAGAGAAAACGAAAAGACAGUUGGAUGUCGGAAACCAGAGAGAAAAGGCUAAAUUCCCAUGAAGAUGUAGUAAUGCUUAAGGGUUAAGAGAGUGGGCUUAAAUGAAAUUUAAACUAUGAGAAGAUGGGUAAGUGAACUGAAAUAAAACGACGCUGCCUUUUAAAGUGAUUUCAGCAGCAAGAUGUAAAUUAUUUUAUAUUAAGGCGGAUCCCGAUAAUCUGCCAUUCUCAUUCAGCUGUAACUCUGGAGAAAUUUGAUCUCUGAAAUUCCACCAUGAAGAUAGGGCCUCAAUCCAGUAAGAGAGAGCUGCAUGUGCAAGGAAGCUUUCGUGGACAUAUGCCCUUAACAGUUUGAUACACAAUAUUUCCGUGAAGGUGGCCAAAUUGGCUGGAACUAAGAGUGUCCCAUUUCAGUCUUUCAGAUUUUACAAUGGAAGGCCAUCAGUCUUGUGGACAAAGACCUAUAUAGGGUUUACACUGAUACAGAGAAUGGUAUUGAUACAGGGUACACACAGAACUGUAGCAAUAUUUUCCUUAGAGAGAACACUGGCAUUUUAGCAGUAUACAAAAUUGUGUCUAAAUAUUUUUUCGGGGGGAGGGAGGGCAGACAAACACACACGCGCGCGCGCGCGCACACACACACACACACACACACACACAGAGAAAGUCACAAAAGUAUAAUACAUUUAAAUGUUUCUUUAAAUCGAUUGUAUAUGUGAAAUAAAUGUCUGUUCAGUAAAGUGUAUUUUUUCUAACUAUAAAGAAAUUCAUUCAGAGUAUCCUUGUAUUAAUUGUAAAGAGAAAGAAAGCGAUUACGUUCUGUCUGACUAGUAGAACUGCCUUGGUCAGUAGUGUUAAUGUGUUAUAUAUUACAAUUUUGAAUGUAUGCACCUCAAUGCCUACAUCUGUAUUCUCUUCCUUUCCAACCCAUUCCUAACCUCCCCACAAUUAGCACUGCGGUUUAUACAAAGCUGUGUCAUUCAGACAGGACUAAGGCCAAGUGCAAGAGACUUCGGGGCCAUUGAUGGAAAAGCCAGAAUACUCCCCCCCCCACCCCGCCUUCUCCUGUAUUUGGGAAGCUCUGGGUAACAUACAGGCCCAGCAUCACUGUGGAGUCGAUUCUUCAGAAACCUUAAUUCCCAUUGCAGUCUGGCUGAGUUGUAGUUCAGAACACCUGGAGGGCGCCAGCUUGGAGAAGGCUAACUUAAGGCCCCAGCCACUGUCAUGCUGGGGCUGAUGAGGGUUAUUGUCCAACAGCUUCUGCAGGGCCAUUACUUCCACAACUCUGCUUUAGGUUAAAGACAAAUGCCAACCUUCUUCACCCAGCACAUAGUUAAACUAUAGAACUUCCUUCCACAGGAGGCAGUGAUGGCCAUCCACCAACUUGGAUGGCUUUUAAAAGAUUGGACAAUUUCACGGAGGAGAGGGCUAUCAAUGGCUCUUAGCCACGAUGGCUAAGCUCUGCCUUCAUGGUUGGAGACCUCAAUGCUUCUGAAUGGCCGUUGCUGGAAACUGUAGGAGGGGAGAGCUGCCGCCGUUGUGCUCAGGUCCUGCUUGUAGGGUUCCCAGAAGAGGCAUCUGGUUGGCUACUGUGAGAAGAGGCUGCAGGGUGCUGGACUAGGUGGGCCAUUGGCCUAAUCCAGCAGGCUCUUCUGAUGUUUGCAUGUUCACCUGCAUACUUUGGAAAAAGGUGUGCAGAAGUCGGCAGGAUGAAGCUCAGGCUGCAUCUGAAAGCUGAUUUGGAGUUCUCAGUUUGGAGUGGCAAAGGUACUUGCUGUUUGGGCCAACAGGAAGGACUCUUGAGGGGACUGGCAUUUGGGGCAAAUUUAGAUAAUCUACAAGCUUAUCUUUUUUGGGGGGGGAGGGAUAGAUGAGCAGGAAAAUAAUAUAUACUUGGCUAAAGUUAUAUAUUGGCCAGUCAGUCCUUUUUUAUAUUGUGUGGGCAAACUAUCCAAGCCGACAAGUAAUAGAUGAAUGAGCUGAUUUCACCUGCUUUUGCCAGGAAAAAUAUUGCUGGCAAGUUGUGGAUCUCCUUUGAAUUCUUUUGCCACUACUGUAAUCCUAAAACAUAUUCUCUCCCCACACCCUGCUUGUAAAAAGGUGUAGCAGCUACUUAAAUUUAUCCCCUGAAUGCAAAUGGUGCUUCUCUUGUAACUGUAGCUCUGACUUCCUCAGCCUGGAUGUUUUGGGAUGACACAUUCCAUUUGCACCAACCAGGACAGCCUCUGCUUUAAAGGCAGUACUAGGUAGAUGAUGGGGUAGGCAAACAUGUCGAUACCUUGCAAGAGAUCAGGUGGCAUGCAUGCAUCUAUCGCUGAUUGCAGUUGUUGGUGCCCAAGCCCAGCACCCAAGUGGUCUUCCUGCCCGGCAUUGUAAGGGGGAAAUAGUUGCCACAAGCCAGUAGAGAAAGCUGUGGGCCCCCUAAAUGGGUGGUGAAAACGGCAUCCACUUGGUGAAUUGGUUAGCAAGGAUCUGUCGAAUCAAGGUGAGGCUCACAAACUGCACAUCCAGAAAUAACUUGCUUUGUUUCCUACCACUGGAGAAAAGGCAGGGAGCUGACUAGUUGGGUGUGACUGGGCUUCAAAAUCCUUAAAUCUUUCAAUUAUUAUGCUGAACCUUUGUGUAGGUUUGCCAAGUUAAGUAAACCAGCCAAUGAGACUUUGGCCUGUUGCCACCACUCUGCAAUUAAAGUAAAAAGCCACUGCCGGAGGCGUUAAAAGCAUUCGUUCUCCUUGUUUCCAUGUGCUCCUAUCAGCACUCAGCCAAUGUUUUGCGACUCAAGCCAUGUAACAGGGACUCAUCAGAGGAACUGUGUACACAGAGCUCUAACCAAAAUACAUUCUUACAGAUUACAUGGUAGAUAAUGAGUAGGAGCUGUUGGUAAGUUGUCCUGUUAGUUCCCCCUGCCCCAUUCCUGUUUUUCUUGAGAUCAGUGCUCAGUGUUCAUCUCCCAUCCAUCUUUCUGCCAGAGACCAUUAACCCACGGCUUAAAGUGGGGGGGGGAGCACUUUCACAAAGGGGUGUGGAGCUGGUCAAACCCCAUCAGUCCUCGGCACCUGUGCUGCUUUUGUGAUGCUCAUCCAGGCAUUGAAAAUGUGUCAAAAUAACUUUCUGCUUUGCCAAAAGGGGUUGUUUGCAACUUGGGAAUGCCUGUCUUGCCCUGCCAUCAGUGCUCUUCGUGCACAACAGUUCAGGGUAUGGAAAAGCUGCCUCUUAUCUCAACGGGACCACAAACUCACAUGGCUGGGGUGAAGGUGCCACAGCUUGCUUCUGGCACUCAGGGCAAAUCACAGCUCAGAGUUUACCCUGAAGAGGAAAUUGCCAGUAGCCUCCACCCAGAGCAACUAAAAGCCUUGACCAGAGCCAUUGCGACAACCAUCUGUUUUAAAAAGCAGUCAGGAUUAUUUGUCAAACAAACACCUUGUGGUGAAAGCUGACUUUUGACACCCAGGCUGUAUUUUCAGGGCCCACCCUAUUCCUGUGACUGCCAUUUCUUUUUAACUGUUGUUAAUACUGAAUUUUAACUUGUUGCACUGCUGGUGAAGUGCAGGAAAUACAUUUAAUGACAUGCCAGCCACACUGCACACAGGCAAAGAAAGCAGGCUUUGGGAACGGGUUCCAUGCUUUAUGGGAAAUGCCUGCUAAGUGCAAUUAGAGGAAGGCUGGCUGACCUCAUCCUCCUCUGAAAUCCAGAUAGAGCCAGAGCUCUGGUCCUGACUGCUGCAAGCCCAACAUGCAGUUGCUUCAGGCUAUACUCACAGUUGGUUGAUUGACUGAUUUCGUUUGUAGUCCGCCUUUUUCUCCAAGGAGCUCAAGUUGGCAUACAUAGCUCUCCCCCUCCUCAAUUAAUGCCAACAAUGCUGAGAGGUAGGUUAGGUUGAGAAGCAGUGAUUGGCCCAAGGUCGCCCAGUGAGCUGUGUAACUGAUUGGUGAUUUGAACCCUGGCCUCUCAUAUCUUAGUGUGCCAAUCUAACCACUACACCACACUGGCUUUGCAGUCACCUGGUUGAGCAUCCUGCAACCUGCAUGCUAGAGCAAAAUAAGAUUAACAUGCCCCAAGUUUCUAAUUAUGCCGGGAGCAGAAAGUUGUCACGCUUGGUUGCGGCCGCAGAAAACCAUCUCACGUCUUCUAAACCAUGCUUGUCAAGAUGAGCGCAGCAACCUUUUCCAUCAUAUUCUUAAGGAAAUAAUCAUGGUGUGGCCUAACCCAGUUCUGUCCUUUCUCCUGUGGGGCUGUCAGAAGCCUUACUACAGUCUCACAGACACCGUUUUCCCUUCCAUGAGGAAACGCCAUCACCUAAUCCUCCAAGUGCUACACAGAAUGGCAAAGUUGAUCACUUAAUGUUUGCCAAGUCUUUAUGCUGCAGGAGUAGAAACAGGUUAACUCUCACCAGGCUAACUCCAGCUACCUAUAAGCCCUUUGCUCCUUCCAUUCCAAUACAGAGCAUCUUUAUGAAAACCCCUUCGCCUCUUUUGACGUCCUGCAAUAUACAGGCAGGGGAAACUCAUUUUGCUCAAAGGUUCACUCAUUUGCCUUUAAUAGACUGUGUAGAGGCUACCACAGAGACAGACAGAGAAAGCCUUUCAGGGUGAGCAAGGCCCAAUAAUACCUUUUUAGUACAGAGAGAGAGAGAGAAGGAAGCCUCCCUUUCAUUUUGCUGCAAGUAUGCAGUUCGACCUCACAUUGUUUUCAUCGUUUUUAAUAGGAUACCAAACAUACAGAUACCUCCCUUAAAAAGCAGACUGCUUCAAACACACAACAAAAAGUUGCAGUUGUUAGUGACCCAACGUGCACUGUGGUAGAAAAGUGAACUGUGUGAACAUAGGGGCUUUCAAUGUUUAUAGUUCUAUUUUUGUCUGUAUAUAUAACGAUAGAUAGAUAUAACAUUUUGGAAAGACAAAGCAUCACUCUGUGACUGUGUUAUUUUAAUUGUCUGUAUACCAACUGCAACUUAUUUUUCAAUAAACAUUU
Molecule: messenger RNA, 32933 nt
Organism: Podarcis lilfordi (Lilford's wall lizard)
Lineage: Eukaryota; Metazoa; Chordata; Lepidosauria; Squamata; Lacertidae
Source: the annotation of a GenBank genome assembly